Molecule: messenger RNA, 1868 nt
Organism: Zootermopsis nevadensis
Lineage: Eukaryota; Metazoa; Arthropoda; Insecta; Blattodea; Termopsidae
Gene: RnrS
Product: ribonucleoside-diphosphate reductase subunit M2
Biological process (GO): deoxyribonucleotide biosynthetic process
Cellular component (GO): cytosol
Molecular function (GO): ribonucleoside-diphosphate reductase activity, thioredoxin disulfide as acceptor
Source: RefSeq, a predicted model, not a curated record
GGAUGACAGCAUGAAACAUCUGUCCACCUUAAAGUUUCAUUGGUCUAGUCUGCAAAUAUAAGUUUUCACCAAAGUUUCCCGCGUUAGUGAAAGAAUUUAAGCGGUAAGGAAAGCAGCUUGGGGCCUAGCGAACUGUAGGUUUUGAACUUUACAGUAUUUAGAAGAAUGUCUUUCAGAGUGGACAGAACCAUUAAGGAGAAUGUGUCCCAAGAACAAGAUAAAUUGAACGUAAAGAAUAAGGGGAAUCAACGUACGACCAAUACGAAGGUUACGAAAGUGUUGCAGGACAGCACUUCUUGUAAUAUCAUUACCAACAGCCAUGAAAUCGAAAUUAAGGAAAGUUUGCCUGCCAAGAAAUUUGACAUAGGAUUGGAACCCCUACUAAGAGAGAACCCAAGACGAUUUGUAAUCUUCCCCAUCCAAUAUCACGACAUAUGGCAAAUGUACAAGAAGGCAGAAGCUUCGUUUUGGACUGCGGAAGAAGUGGAUUUAUCCAAGGACAUGGCACAUUGGAACAUGCUGACAGAAGAUGAAAGACAUUUUAUCUCCCAUGUACUAGCAUUUUUUGCAGCUUCAGAUGGAAUUGUUAAUGAGAAUUUGGUAGAGAGAUUCAGCCAGGAAGUACAAGUAACAGAAGCAAGAUGCUUCUAUGGCUUUCAGAUAGCGAUGGAAAAUGUCCAUUCAGAAAUGUAUAGCUUGUUGAUUGAUACCUACAUAAGGGAUCCUUCACAGAGGGACUACUUAUUUAACGCCGUUGAGACGAUGCCGUGUGUGAAAAAGAAGGCAGAUUGGGCCCUUCAGUGGAUAGCGCACGAAACUGCGACGUUUGGUGAGAGAGUGGUUGCGUUUGCUGCAGUGGAAGGUAUCUUCUUCUCUGGAAGUUUUGCUGCUAUCUUCUGGUUAAAGAAGCGGGGACUUAUGCCCGGUCUCACCUUCAGCAAUGAACUUAUUUCACGAGACGAGGGUCUACAUUGUGACUUUGCUUGCCUGAUGUUUAAGCACUUGGUGCAGAAGCCGACGGAAGAGGAAGUGACGGCCAUCAUAAGGGAUGCUGUCGCAAUAGAGCAGGAGUUCUUGACGGAGGCUUUGCCCGUUGCCAUGAUUGGCAUGAAUUGCAACCUUAUGAAGCAGUACAUCGAGUUUGUGGCCGACCGUCUGCUUGUCGAACUAAACUGCAGAAAGAUUUUCAAUUCUGAGAACCCUUUUGACUUCAUGGAACUCAUUUCUCUAGAAGGGAAGACAAACUUUUUUGAGAAGAAAGUUGGAGAGUACCAGAAGUGUGGAGUGAUGGCUAACAAAGAAGAUAAUAUUUUUACAUUAGAUGCUGACUUUUAAUUAUAAAAUUGUUUGCGGAGUCAGCAAUCAAUAUUAGUAUAUGUUGUACCAAGUACAGUUUGUGAUAUAUUUUUUCACUUCCUGUUUGUGAGCAACUGUUUCUACGGGAACACAUAAUUAAUUAAUCUCUCUCGUAGACUGUGGGUUAAUACUUCUGAUGUGAAUUUUUUAUAUUGAAUGUAAUAUUUUGUGUUAUGAUAGAAUAACCAUAGCAGCUGUUGACUGUAUAUCUGCUGAUUGUGUUUUAUUAGCCUUGAUUUGAGGAUAAGACAGUGGGAUUACUGAUCUUGCAUUGGAGGAUGAUUACAUGUUUUUAACAAGAUUUCAGGUUCCCAUGGUGUCAGGUAUGAAGACUGCUGUUUUGGGAUGCUGAGGCAUGUAGCAUGGUAGAAAUUGAUGUGUUUCAGAGGCAGUAAGCACAUCUUAAACAUCACUUAUUGCGCCUUCAGUAAUUUCACAUAUAUGUUCUUAAUUUAUUCAAGAGAAUGUGUAAUUUACUCUUAUGUUGUGAUUAAAUACAUUUUAUAAAUAAA